Messenger RNA from Hemiscyllium ocellatum (epaulette shark), 2771 nucleotides. Its product is annotated as dynamin-1-like protein. Gene Ontology annotation, molecular function: microtubule binding; GTP binding; GTPase activity. The transcript has 17 exons. Gene Ontology annotation, cellular component: microtubule; membrane; mitochondrion. The record is from RefSeq and is a predicted model, not a curated record. Gene Ontology annotation, biological process: mitochondrial fission. Bases 77 to 2080 code for a protein of 667 amino acids. NCBI's taxonomy places the organism in Eukaryota, Metazoa, Chordata, Chondrichthyes, Orectolobiformes, Hemiscylliidae.
UUGGAGAUCGAGCGGGCGGCGGCAGCGGAGCCUGAGGCUUCCCGGAGGGUGAAUCGCGGAAAAGGAAAAAAUAAUCAUGGAGACCCUGAUCCCUGUCAUUAAUAAACUGCAGGAGAUCUUCAGCACCGUGUCCGCCGAGAUCAUCGCGCUUCCUCAGAUCGUGGUGAUCGGCAGCCAGAGCAGUGGGAAGAGUUCUGUGUUGGAGAGUUUUGUGGGCAGAGACUUCCUCCCUCGAGGUUCUGGGAUUGUGACGCGGAGGCCCCUGGUCCUGCAGUUGGUCAAUGUGGCAUCACCAGAGGACAGGAAACUCACUGCCAGCGGUGACACCGGGAUCGUUGCUGAGGAAUGGGGCUCCUUCCUGCAUUGCAAAAACAAGGUGUUCACGGACUUCGAUGAGAUCCGCCAGGAGAUUGAGAGUGAGACGGAACGGGUGACUGGAGUCAAUAAGGGGAUCAGUCCAGAACCCAUCCACCUGAAGAUCUAUUCGUCCAGCGUUCUCAAUCUGACCCUCAUCGACCUGCCUGGCCUGACCAAGGUGCCAGUGGGAGACCAGCCGGCCGAUAUCGAACAGCAGAUCCGGGAGAUGCUGGCAUCGUAUAUCAGUCACCCCAACUCCCUGAUCUUGGCAGUCACUGCUGCCAACACAGACCUGGCAACGUCCGAGGCUCUGAAACUGGCUCGGGAAGUCGACCCUGACGGGCGCCGUACCCUGGCGGUGGUGACUAAGCUGGACCUGAUGGAUGCUGGCACUGACGCUGUCGAUGUGCUGACCGGCCGGGUCAUCCCUGUCAAGCUGGGCAUCAUUGGGGUGGUGAACAGGAGUCAACACGACAUUAAUGUGAAUAAAAGUAUCACUGAUGUGAUUCAGGACGAGAUGUGCUUCCUGCAGAAGAGGUACCCGUCCCUGGCUAACCGGAACGGCACCAAAUAUUUAUCCAAGACCCUCAACAGGUUACUGAUGCACCACAUCAGAGACUGCCUCCCGGAGCUGAAGACCCGGGUCAACGUGCUGACCGCCCAGUGCCAGUCCCUGCUGAGCAGUUACGGGCACCCCGUCGAGGACCAGAAUGCCACGCUGCUGCAGAUCAUCACCAAGUUCGCCACCGAAUACUGCAACACGAUCGAGGGCACGGCCAGGAACAUCGAGACCUCCGAGCUGUGCGGAGGCGCCCGGAUCUGCUACAUCUUCCACGAGACGUUCGGGCGGACGCUGGAGUCUAUCGACCCUCUGACCGGGCUGACCACGCUGGAUGUGCUGACUGCUAUCCGCAACGCCACGGGUCCACGGCCUGCCCUGUUUGUCCCCGAGGUGUCCUUCGAGCUCCUGGUCAAGAGGCAGAUCAAGCGACUGGAGGAGCCUAGCCUGCGCUGCGUGGAACUGGUCCACGAGGAGCUGCAGAGGAUCAUCCAGCACUGCAGCACGUACAACACCCAGGAGCUGCUGAGAUUCCCGAAGCUCCAUGAUGCGAUUGUGGAGGUUGUCACGGGUCUCCUGCGCAAGAGGCUCCCCGUCACCAACGAGAUGGUUCACAAUCUGGUGGCCAUUGAGUUAGCGUACAUUAAUACCAAACAUCCAGACUUCAGUGAUGCUGCGAUGGUGUCAGCUUCCGUCAACAGCUCCCAGGGUGAAGCCCCCCAGGACGCUGCCCGGAAGUGGAAGCCGGAGAAGGCAGAAGACAGACCGUUGGAGGAAAGGUCUCGGAACGCCGUCUCCAGCCCUCCCAAAGGACACAUCAUGAAUCUCCUGGACGCGCCCGUUCCGGUCUCCCGGAAGCUGAGCCUGAGGGAACAGCGAGACUGCGAGGUCAUUCAGCGGCUGAUCAAAUCCUACUUCCUGAUCGUCCGCAAGACCAUCCAGGACAGUGUGCCCAAGACGGUGAUGCACUUCCUGGUGAACUACGUGAAGGAGAAUCUGCAGAGUGAGCUGGUCGGACAGCUUUAUAAAUCCCAGCUCUUCGACCGACUCCUCACCGAGUCUGAGGACAUGGCGUCUCAACGGACAGAGGCUGCGACCAUGCUCAAGGCUCUGCAGAGAGCGAGUCAGAUCAUCUCGGAGAUCAGGGAGACCCAGCUCUGGUAGUUUGUAAACGAUUCCAUCGAUUCUCCCAUCCCAGGCGGCCGUGCUGAGAUACCACUUCCCUCUGCCUACCGAGACCCCCGCAGCCUGGGGGAGGGAGCAGGGGUUUUGGGAAAGAUGCUGCCUCGAAUCUGGGGGAAACGUUUCUACGCUCUGUCUUUGACAGCCACUUGCUCACAAUCCAACGCUGCGGUGCCACGUCAUCUCUGUGUGGCUCCCUCUGUGGGAGUCUGCAGCCUGUUACCCAGGGGGCUCCCUCUUCCUCCCUCCAUCACCCCUCUUAUCGCACACUCUGCACACACUCUCCUCCUCGUCUCUCCUCACUCCCCAUCUCUGUCUCACCACCUCCUGUCUUCCAACCCUCCCUCUCUCUGUCUCACUCUGCCUGUCCAUCUCUCUCUCUCUGUGUCUCUCUUUCUCUCUCGCUGUCUCUCUCUCUGUCUCUCUUUUCUCUCUCUCUCUGUCUCUCUCUGUGUCUCUCCCGCUGUCUCUCUCUCGCUGUGUGUGUGUGUCUGUCUGUCUCUCUGUUGUUCCGUGUUGCGCUCUGUGUCUCUCUUUCUUUUCUGUCUUUCUCUCUCUCUCUUUCUCUCCUGUCUCUCUUUUCUGUCUUUCUCUGUCUCUUCUAUCUGUCUGUCUCUCUUUCUCUUUCUCUCUCUCUCUCUCUCUCUCUCUCUCUCCCCCCCAUCUCUCUCUC